Anopheles moucheti is the source of this 1656-nucleotide messenger RNA. It is a transcript of the gene CLS, whose product is annotated as probable cardiolipin synthase (CMP-forming). The transcript has 2 exons. Lineage: Eukaryota; Metazoa; Arthropoda; Insecta; Diptera; Culicidae. Gene Ontology annotation, molecular function: cardiolipin synthase activity. Gene Ontology annotation, cellular component: mitochondrion; membrane. The record is from RefSeq and is a predicted model, not a curated record. Gene Ontology annotation, biological process: cardiolipin biosynthetic process. Bases 399 to 1454 code for a protein of 351 amino acids.
UUUAUUUAUUUUCUUUUCAGGCACAGGGGAAAUAGAAAAAAAUCACAUCAAUCAGACAGGAGUUGCUCAACAAGCCGGGACCCAAAUUCCUCGCAGGGAAGUUUGCAAACAUCCUUGUGCACGGUGUGUUCCAUAUUUCGCUACACCAUUCAUUGUCCACGCUGUGCACUGGACCCAGUUUACACGCAGUAGGACCAGUGAUAUGAUUUGCGUAGCAUUUUUCCGCUUGCCGAUAGCAAGAUAAACCCGUCCGUUUAUCGUGGUAAAAAGCCCAACAUUCAGCAAAAAAGAAAACGCGAAAAGUAUUCUGUUACAACGCAUACCACGACACACUGCCAAUCGCAUGUAUACCACCUUCGUGUUCAACCCGCCAGUUGCCGGAUCGUAAAACAAUAAGCAUGUUGCUAACACUCGGUACGCACACACUGCUAACUAUUUCCGGCCGUUCAGCGCUGCCGGGGUUGGUGUUGCGCAUCGCUUAUCACCGCUCGCUGUACCUACCCCGCAGCUGCAUCGGCCGCGGUACGCGCGGAUCGCUUCCAGGGAAUGCGCGACGUCUGGGUACACCUCGCCUUCCGUACGACACACAACCAUGGUUCGGUCGAAACCAAGUUACUGCCGACGCACUGUUGCCAUCCGCCAGUAUCGGUAGCUAUCAACGACGCUAUUCGUCCAAUCUGAAGAAGAAGCAACCGCGCGUAGUCGCCGUUAAGUCGGUCGAGGGUUCCGAACUGCUGCAGAACGUGCUGCAAAAGAACAAACAGCUGCUGCAAGAAAAGCGUGAUGUGCUCGUACGCGACAUCCGUGAGCGUAAGGAGAAGGUAAAGGAACGCGUGGAGGAAGUCAUCGAGCGGGAAAACAUUGCCACCGUACCGAACCUGUUGUGUAUCGGGCGCAUCGUUGCAUCGCCCUAUCUCGGCUACGUGAUCGUACAGGGUGAGUUCCGGCUAGCGAUGGGUAUGCUGAUCGUCGCGGGGCUAACCGAUCUUGCCGACGGAUUGAUUGCACGUCACUGGCCCAGUCAGGCUAGCCGGCUCGGGUCGUUUCUCGAUCCGAUGGCGGACAAGGUGCUGGUCGGAUCGCUCGUUAUCGCGAUGUCUUACAUCGAUUUACUCCCAAUGUGGCUCACCGCCAUGAUAUUGUUUCGGGAUGUGUUUCUUAUCGGUGCCGGUUUCGUCAUACGCUACAUCAGCUUACCGCAGCCGCGCACCCUUUCCCGGUACUUUGACGUGACGCACGCAACCGCCCAGCUGGCGCCAACUUUCAUCAGCAAGCUGAACACUGCCGUACAGCUGGUCACUGUUGCUGCCACGCUCGGUGCACCAAUCUUCAAUUACGUCGACCAUGCGUACCUUCACGGGUUGUGGUAUCUGACCGGGUUUACCACCAUUGCGGCUGCCGCUAGCUACCUCACCAGCAAGGACACGUACAAAAUACUACGCAAAAAAUCGUAGUCGACGAUACGUACACGCAGCCACGGUGUGUACCCUGCCCGCAGCUCCUGUCUUCAUUUGUUGGAGUUAUCUUUUCUUUUCUUCUUAUUGUUGUUUGACUCCCAGAAACAAAAUCCUCCCCCUAAUUCAGUGCCGUAUAAACUACCCACGGUAGACACAGGUUUUGGUCAAAAAAUGUAAAUAAAUAAAGAUAGUUCCUCAU